AGGCACUAGGUAGAGCAGCCAUAGCUCGCUGGUGUUUGUUGACCGGAUCAAUCGCUUGGCUCUCCAGUGCAUGACUUGGGCUCUUAGAUUUGGCGAGGAGGGAGCGACCCAAGUCGCCAAAAUCGCGGCUUAGGCACGGCUUAUGGCCCUAGCGGCAUCGUCGUCCUCCUCGUCCGGAUUCCUGCGCCUCGCCGACGCCCGGAGGAAGAAUUUGCCGCUCCGCCCGCAGCGCAAUCUCCCCCAGCUCCGGACGAUGAGCGCCAGGGCCUGCUCGUCCCCGAAUUCGUCGUCGGGCACCUCCGCCGGUGGCGAUCUGGUGACGAGCGGCAAGAAAGUGGUGCCGUAUGCCAACUAUGCCGUGCCCAUCGACAAUUCCAGCGCCUCCUCCUUCAUCACCCGCCCCCUGGCCGAGAUCCUGCGCGACAUGAACAAGAGGGUGCCGGACAAGGUGAUCAAGAUCAAGGUGGACGAAGAUGGCAACGAGCUCAAGUACAUUCCUUGGUUCCAUGCCAACAGGAUGCUGAGCUUCUACGCUCCAGGCUGGAGCGGAGAAGUUCGCAACUUGACAUUCUCGCCGGACAGCAAGACCGUCUCAGUCGUGUACCGAGUGACGAUCCGAGGCUCCGAUGGCGAGAUCUCUCGCGAGGCCUCGGGCACCGCUUACAUGCACGAUGUGGAGUUUGGCGAUCCCGUCCAGAAGGCCGAGGGCAUGGCGUUCCGGAGAGCCUGCGCGAGAUUCGGGCUGGGCCUCUACUUGUACCACGAAGACGAUGCGCAGUGAGUGAGAGACAAGCAAAGCUCUUAUAGCUAAGAUUUUGCAGUGUUUGAGAGACCUCGCUACGAGAGAAACGACGACUAAGAAAUACUCCUUGUAAAGUUGGAGGUGUCUGUUCCAUUUUUUCUAUCUUUCCUGCUGGUCACACUUUAUU
Selaginella moellendorffii is the source of this 929-nucleotide messenger RNA. RefSeq names its product DNA repair RAD52-like protein 1, mitochondrial. The transcript is spliced from 4 exons. Gene Ontology annotation, biological process: double-strand break repair via homologous recombination. Gene Ontology annotation, molecular function: DNA binding. Bases 143 to 781 code for a protein of 212 amino acids. NCBI's taxonomy places the organism in Eukaryota, Viridiplantae, Streptophyta, Lycopodiopsida, Selaginellales, Selaginellaceae. The record is from RefSeq and is a predicted model, not a curated record.